Alligator sinensis (Chinese alligator) is the source of this 7590-nucleotide messenger RNA. RefSeq names its product MYB binding protein 1a (gene MYBBP1A). Gene Ontology annotation, cellular component: nucleolus. The coding region runs from base 1 to 3498 and encodes 1165 amino acids. The transcript is spliced from 26 exons. Gene Ontology annotation, molecular function: transcription factor binding; transcription corepressor activity; RNA binding. The record is from RefSeq and is a predicted model, not a curated record. Gene Ontology annotation, biological process: regulation of DNA-templated transcription. Lineage: Eukaryota; Metazoa; Chordata; Crocodylia; Alligatoridae.
AUGGUCAGCCUCGACAGGGUCAAAAAGAAACUCUUGAGAAAUGCUGCCUUUGGAAACUUUUUUGGGGUUCUGGCCCUGUUCCAGUCAGGCCGUCUUGUAAAGGACCAGGAGACCCUCCUGCAUUGUGUCCAGCUUCUGCAGAGCCUGUCACAGCGCCCGGAGUUCCUCCGAACUCUGCCUAGGAAAGCUCUUGUUGACAUCCUCUCGGAGACCCCUCAGGCUGUGUUUGAGGAGGUCCUGUUCAGCACUUUACAGGCUGACCUCACUUCAGCCUUCAGUUCCCCGGAGCAGCUGCACCUCUUGCUUGUGGCCAUACAGAAGUUCCCUGAGGUUCUUCAGCCCAAGAAACUGAAGAAACUGCUGGGCUCGUCCACCCUCGUAACCCCGGAAAACAUUCCCAAGCUUGUAGCAGUUCUGGGGACUGCUGCCAAAUCUGAGAAGAAGGACAAGAAUCUGCCAAGCGUGGGGCUGGAUCUGCUGCGUGUUUCUCUGAAGGAAGGUGCCUUUGACCUGUUCUGGAAAGAAGCUGUGGAGAAUGGGUUGCUUAAGGAAAAAUUGGGACCAAACAGUUACAUGUGCUACCGCUUGCUGGGCAGUGCUCUCCCGCUCUUGUCUCUGGACCAGCUACAGAUGGUUCUCCGAGGAGAAGUGAUGCAGAGCUAUGGUGACCAUGUGCUGUCGGCUCAGCUUCCGGACCGGUUUAGGUUUGCUCCAGAGAUGGAAGCCUAUGUUGACGCAUUCUUCCAGGACUGUGAUGACCCAGAGAAGCAGUUUGCAGUGAUGGUUGGUUUCUCUGCCCUUACCAAUCAAGGCUGCCCAGUGGUCCAGAGCUUUUGGAAGGUGGUAAAAUACCUGCAGCCCGUGGCAUUGCUGAAAUACUUCGACUGGCUCAAGAACAUGUUCCUCAAGCCAGACUUCAGCUGCUGUUUAGAUUUCAUGACUAGCCGGCAAAAGCAGAACCAGGAGGUCGUAAACCUAACUGAGCACCGUGUGGUCUGCCUAAGAAAGUGGAUUAUCCACCGACUCAUAGGCCUCCUCGAUAGUCAAGUAAAAAAGGAAGAGGAUUUUGUGAUGGACGUUGCCAGAUUUUGCUUCUUCCAUGCUUUCUUCGUGACCAAGAAACCAACCUCUGAAAUACCUGAGACAGAAUCCAUCCCAUCACCCUCCCUGCUUGAACGAUCUCGCUCAGUGGCUGCAAACUUAUUUUUCAGCUUGCUUCAGAGUUUAAACUCUAUGCCUGUCUUGGGGGACACAGCAGAAGCUGCAGCUCUGAGGGAGCGACACGUUCAUGGUGUGACUGUAGAUGGCAAACUCUGGAUCUCUCAUAUUGUGCAGUAUGCCAAUGUCCUGCUGUCCCAUGAAAAGGACGUAAAGGCUGUGACUCCUUUUACCAAGGAACAGAAGGCUGCCUGGAACCGCAUGUUGCAGACUGUGGAGAACCUGCAGAAGAAAGAGAAGUCUCACGGUGCAGAAGUCUUUGCUUUCCAGCAGCUCCUGUUCUUAGUUGGCAUUUAUCUCUUUAAGACUCCCACAGAAACUAUGGAUCUUCUGAAUGACCUUCUGAGCUGCAUGGAGAGGGUGUUUGACAAGAAAUCCAAAAAGAAAAAGUGUGAUGAGGAGGAGCCAGAAUGGGUGGAGGUGAUAGUGGAAGUUCUCCUCUCCCUCCUGUCUCAGCCCAGCCUGCUCAUGCGCCGUGUCUCCAAAAGUGUGUUUGCACGCAUCUGUCCACACUUGUCCAAGAGGGCCCUGCAUCUAAUCCUCGACGUUCUUGAUCCAGAGCAAGAUCAGGAUGAAGAAAGUGCUGUUGUGGUGACUGAGGAAACAGGCAAGAAGAAACCUUUGCUGGAGGAUACGAAUAAAGAAGCAAGUGCAGAUUCUUCAGAUGAAGACAGUUCUGAGGAAGAGGAUGAAGAGGAAGAUAGUGGAGAUGAGGAGAAGACCAGUGAUGAAGUAGAUGAAAACUUCCGAAAGCAGCUGAUGAAUGUCCUACAAGCAGGAAAUGCUUUGGGAGGAGAUGAGAGUGAUGAGGAUGUGGAUGAUGAGACCAUGAUGGCCCUCGACGAGAACCUCUCGGCCCUCUUUGCUGAGCAGCAGAAGCGGGUCCAGGCCAAGAAGGAUGAGAGAGACAAGAUGCGGAAGGAGAAAAUCUUACGGAGGGAUUUUAAGAUUAAGGUGCUGGACCUCAUUGAGGUGUUCCUUACCAAACAGCCUGAGAACCCCCUGGUGUUCGAUACCAUCGAGCCUCUCCUCUUGGUGAUUGAGCAGACCAUGAGCAGUGAUUCUGACAAACAGGAGCAAGAUUUCCUCCGGAAAACAGCCAGUAUCUUCACGAACCACUUGUGUCGAGCCAAACAGUAUUGCAAGAGUGUGGGUGACAUGCAGGAGCACUUGCACACCCUGAUGGACAGCCUGCUGAAGAGAGCUUGCAAGCAUAGUGACUCCUCUGUGGCACUCUACUUCUUCAGUGCCUCUCUGUACCUAUUCAAGGUAUUGAAAGGAAAUGUGGCCAGUGAGGCAACACCUCUUUCAGCAACAAAAAAGAAGCUGAAGCGCGCAGAAGGGCCCUGUGACCAAACAGACCAGCCUUCUGGCACAGGCCUUCUGGACCUGGGGAGGGUGACUGUGAUGUAUCAGGAGGCACUGAGUGGAUUCUUGACAAAGCGCAACUGUGCCCUCACAGGCUCCAUGUUUCUUGAUCUCUUCAACCGUUUCCCGAUCAUGUGUAAGCCAUUAAUAGACACCAUCAUUGAGUCUGUCACCGCAGGAGCCAGGCAACAUCAGCAGGCACAGGCGUGCAUACUCCUCCAGAAGGCUCUGCAGACUCGGGAACUGAAGGAAGCCAUGGCAGAGGAGGAAUGGGAAGAGCUGAUCAGAAAGAGCAUCAGUCAGGUCACAGAGAGCUUGAUGGCAGUCGGCGAGUUCAAGAUGAAAGUGGACCAAGAGAAAGUCAUCAAGUGUUUGGAGCUGUUGAAUUUCCUCCUCAAAACUGCCAGCCAGCAGACGCUGCACGUGGAGCUGACAGAGGUGCCUGGGGCACUGCAAGCUCUAAGCCAGCAGGAAGGGUUUGGGAAGUCUGUGCGCCUUGACAGUAUCUACUGGAACGUCAUGAAGCUGCUGGGAUUUACGCGACCCAAACGAAAGAAAGCAGCACCCCAGUCCAAGCAGCCCCCAGGAGUGGAGCCCCUCAAGCGGAAGAAGAAAGGCUUUCUGCCGGCCACCAAGAAACGCAAGAACCGCAAACAGGCCCUGGAGCAGCCCCAAGAGAACGAGGGGAUGGAGACAAAUGUUGAGGUCGCUGCAGAGGGCACUGAGGCUCCAGCCAUGGGGAGAAAGAAGAAGAAGAAGAACAGGAAGAGGAAAUGGCAAGUAGAAAGCAAAGGCAAGCAGGGCCCUCCCACAAAGAAGGCCAAAGGCAGCGCUGGCACAGAGACUCAGGGGGAGCCGGGUAAAGUCAAGUGGAAAAAGAAAGCCAGCAGGAUGCCGGCCCCGUUGGCCUGAGGGACUCCAUGGACUAGCUCCGCACUGGCAAGGCCAGCAGCAGCUUCGCAGGUGUUUUAAUAACUUUUACAGAGAGCGUGUUUUUGCACUAUGCUGUAGUGUGAAUAAACCACCCACAUGCUGACCACGGCACUACUUGUGCAAGUCGUGCAGGGAGUCCCUGCAUGUGGGAUGUUGCUCUUGGCCUUGCUCCAGGCCUGGGCAGAUCUGCCAGGCAGGGCCUUGUCAUCCUGCCUCUGCCCACUGCUCUCCUGACCUUGCUGCAGUGUCUCUGCGCCCCUGGGGACAUUCCCCUUCCUCUGUGAGGUACAGUUCUCUCUGGCAGGAGACUGUCCUGAUGGCACAUGUGCUGCGCUGCUGCUUGGGUCUACUUGUGGGAGCCAAGAGGGUGAGUAUAAGGGGCAGGGGGUCAGCUGCUUGGCCAUUUGGUCACUGCUGGGGUUGUGGGGUCAGAUCCUGCAGUCAGCCAGAACAAAAACACUUUGUUUAGUCCUUGGCCUCGCUCGCUGCCCUCACAGCUGAGAACUGGAUGAGCUCAGGUUUCCUCUCAGACCUUCAAAGCAGGUCUGUGAGCUGGGCUUGGACUCCUUGGUGGUGGACACAAGGACCUGGGGCUCCUGCACACAUACGCGGAGCUGGAAUCCGGUGUCUUGGAGCAGACUUGAUUAAUUGAAACCACGGGCUGCUAGGGGCCAACCCAUUCCCAGCACAAAGGGGCUGCAGAUUAAUCGUGUCUGCCGGAGCAUAGAAAUUGAUGCGCUCUGGCAGCUUUCUGUGUCGUGUAUCAGUGGUGCAGCGCGUCUCUGUGCUGAAAAAAUGGUGUCAGGGUGCUUUGAAAUAAAACACAUUCAAUGAGCUCUAGUUCAAAGUGCCCCAUCACCGUUUUUUCAGUGCGGAGACAUGUUGCGCCAUUGAUGCACGUGAUGCACGGGCACUUUUAUUUAGUGUGGCUCGCUAAUAUUAAAGCGCCUGGCUCCGCAUCCCACAGCAUAUGCAAAAAUGCCCUUGGUUUCCACCCCUUAAUUCUUGGUGGGGCGCGGGGGCUGGCCUGGGGCUAGACUCGCACCAGGGAAGGUGGAUCUGGGGGUGACACCAGUGCUCAGUGCAGCUCAUCGGGGCCAUCCCCCAGGCCACCUGAGCUGCUUCCUUCACUGCAGCCCCUUUGUGCUGGGAAUGGGCUGGCCCCCUAGCAGCCAAGUCCAGUCCAGCCCAGUCAAACCUGUAGGCUGUGGCUGCAUAGCCAGCACUGCCCUGGACUUCCUGGAGAUCCCACCUAGUGAGGUGGUACUGUACAGGUCUCUCCAGGUGCAGAAGCUUUGGUAGGCAGUGGGGUUUCUGAAUGGCUUUUCAGCUGCCAGGGUCACUUGGGCAUCCCCAAUUCCCAGGCACCUGACAAUGCCUCCAAGUGGGGGAGAAAAGCCAUGGCUCACUGGAACUACAAGGGGCUCUCAUGUCUGCAAAGGUGCGAUGCACAAACUGCCCUGGAGCUUGGCGGCUUGCUGCAAAGGUGGAUGCAGCACGCCACUCGCCUCCAUCUCCUGGGCUCUGGCUCUGAGCUGUGACUGUGGAAGUCAUUGGCAGGGAUCGCCAGUGAGAGCAGCUGGGAUGGGAGAGCUCUGGGAGAUAGGCAGCAUCGAUGAGCAGAUCACUGCUGUACCCUGCUUCCUUCCCUUUUACUGUAGUUCUCUGGUGCUUGUGUCCCUUCAUCUCAUGGUGUGCUAGGAAACAGUGCAGAUGCUAGCAACUGAUCUAUAAGGAGACGGGAAGGAUUUUUUUUCACCCUCUACCCACUGGAGGGGGUCUUUGGAGGAGUUGGCUGGUGCCCUGCUCAGCUAUGGAAGGGCAGAGGCUGUCAUCCAGUGGAGAACUGCCCGGUGCAGCGGUGGAGCUGGAAGGGACCUCGCAGGUGCAGUACCAGCCAUUCCUGAGCCAUCCGAGGCAAAUGUCCAGCUUCUUCUUGGAUCCUUCUAAUGAAGGCGACUCUACUCGCAUGCCGUGAGUCCCCAUCUUCCUGCAGCUUCUUGGCAUCAGUUCCUAACCUCAGCAAAGAGCCCAGCUGUGGACACCGGAGCAUGCCCUCCCCAUGAAGCACGGCAGCCCAGGGUUAGUGCAGUAUGCGGAGGGAACCCCAGCCAGGCAUGUGAAAGGUGCCUUGGGUACCACACACUGGGAAGGGAUCUCUGGAUCAAGAGGAGGCUGCUGCUGUUUGAGCAGCAAGAGGCUUUUAGACACCCAGGUCUGGGCUCAGCCUCUUCUGCUGAAGCGAAGGGUGUAAUACAGCUGUACUUGCAUAGCUGCUCCUGUGCUGUGCUCAUGCUCCUACUUACAACCUCCCUGGCUCCCUCCUUUGCCACAUGUGGUCCUGAGGGCUCUUCUGGCCAUGGAAAUUGUGGCUAUUUAGGGCCUGACUCAUCCACUUGGGCUUUUGUGUCCAUGCUCCUGGUUUAAUGAUUUCAAAGGCAGGCCCCUUGUUUAAGGACCAGUAACAGCUGUGACGGGGCAGCUAGGCAUCGCUCCCAUUCCAGCUGCAAACCUCCCAGAAUGAGGUGCCAGCAGGAGUCUGCUCCCAUGGCCGAACAAGAUGCCUCUAUGUGGGCUUCCAAGCAGGGUGCUGGCAUGGAGGCAGCGAUCUACUACAGGUGAUGGGGCGCUCCAGCUUUUCUAAGAGGUGAGAGGCCCUUUGUAAAGCCCCUCACAGCAGCUCCUCUCCUCCCCUGCCACAUGUCCUCAAGCUGCGGCACAAGUCGUGUUAAGCAUUGUGCGCCUGAGCUGCUUUCCCCGAGCCUUGCCCCUCGUGCAUUAGGCAGCUAAAAAGUGCAGGAGACCAGCAUGUCUGCAGGCCGAGCGGGAGCGAGGUGCCCGGUACGGUGACACGAGGCACUCUGAAACGGUUGUGGUCACCAGUGGCUUGUUCCCACCUCUGUAGGGCUGCAGCAGUCUGGGUGCUGGAGUUUGCUGUCAGCCUCUCUCCUCCCAGAAGCAAAGAGGUGGGAAAUAGGGCGCAGGCAGUGGGUGCCUGGCAGCCAGGUGAGUGCAGGGGGAGGAGAGCACAUGGUUUGGGGGCUGGCUGUGGCUGGGCCGUUUCCUUGCCCCCACCUGCUCCAAAGGCUGCUGGUGGCUUGGACUCUACCCUGCAGGUCAGGGCUGGCUGGCAGCUGCAGCAAGAUGCAGCAGCAUUGCAGCGGCCCCUGCUUGGCAUUCAUUCGGCCUUGGUAGUGAGGCCCCUGCAGCAGGACCAGGCCCACAGUGUGCCACGGUUCUUCGUCUGAGUGUAUCCUGCUUCCCCAUGGGCUCGAUCCAGAGGGUUGCUAGGCAGAGCAACCCCACCCAGAUCUGGGUAAGGGCUGCUGGCUUUCCAGCCCCAUUCAGGGAUGGGCCCUACUUGCAUAUGAGCUUCGUGGGUGCUUACUGAGGGCCCGCCACGUGCCUCAGUGGCUCACUGAGUCUGAAGCCUGAGUCUCAACAGACCUACAGGACCACUAGGUCUCUGAGAGGGAUGGAAGGGUUUCUAGGUGACGCGCUGUGUCUCAGCAGACCACAAAACGAAAACACGGGGGCAAAAUCUGCCUUCAGUUGCCUUGGAUCAUGGUGGCUUCACCACUUAGAUACCAGAGGGACCGUGGCUGGCGGCAGAGCCCUGGCUGCUGGGAGUGGAGGCUUCUAGCUGCUACUGCAGUGCAAGUGAUUGACUGGCUGACAGCGAGUCUGGAGCAAGGCCAGAGUCAUUCUGGAUAUACCCAGAUAUAGCCAAGGACUUGCUUCUUUGUUUCACGGCAUGCGACAUCUGUCCCACUAAGGAAUAUCCCCAUGAAGGGAGAACCACCUGAGCUGCCAUCUGUCCCCCGUCCUUCGGACACGUUGCCCUGCUUGUGGCCGUUCCUAGGCACUGGCUUCUAAGAUAGAAGCAGAAGAGCUCUCGCCUUCCCCUGGUCGAGGAGGAUGCUGUGCUGUGGGGAUGCUAAUGUGGUGUUUAGUCUUGGAGAUUGUGUUGGGGGGGAAGGGCAGCAAAUCCUCCAGGCAUUGCACAAGUCAUUGUGUGGGGAUAACAACUCUAUUGCCAAUUAAAUUACCUGAUUGAGUCUGGCUUUGAUG